AGAUAUUCCAAAAAGGAAAACGCCAUUCUUCUUUAUUUUAUUUUUCAUUUCAUAGGUACUUUAAAUAUCUGUAGGUUUUUUGUUCACUGAAUUUUUCACCAUGAUGAAGGUGACAGAUGCCACCGAAAAUAACAAAAAACCUACAGAUCCGAUAUAUUUAAGUCAAAUGAUCAUACUUAGUCUACAAGUGGAGUUGCUGCUGAACAUUUCUUACCGCAUAAGUGUACAAGCACAAGAUUUCGUGGGUUGGCCUUCCUUAGAUUCUGGGCCCGCCUUGCUUCAUCUUAUUAGUUGUAGGUGGUCUCAUAUUUAAACAUAUUCAAGGAGUCACGUCACAAUUAUGUUAAUUAAUUAACUAAGCAUCUUCUCAAUAAAAAAGUUUUCUUUUCACCUUUGUGCGAAUUGUGAACGAAAUAUGAAUUUUAAUCAAACAGUCGUACUUCAAUGUUCGACAUUGUCGACAAAAUGAAGAAAGUUUAGCUGGAAAAAUUAAAUAACAAAACCUGGUAAGUGAUGGAAUCUAAAAUCACUGUUUCCAGCGCUUUUAAGAACUAGAUCGAAAUUUUUAUUUCAUUAUCUUGAUUGACAGCCGUAAGACUGAAUGAACCAAGGUUACGGUAAAUACAGCUGAAAGCACACCACCAAAAAACAAGUUUCCCUCGAUCAUUUAAAUAAAGAGUCGAUAAAUACAUUAAAUGCAUUCUGACUUGCAUUUUUAUUUGACAAUUGGCGUGUGGCAAAACAACUCAGGAACAUUGCAAAUGGCAUAAAAUAUGCAGUAAUCCCUACAAUUCAAAUAAACCAGUCGAGUUACUGAGUAUAAACAGCAGUUUCUUCAUUGGACGCAAGUGUUUCUGUCAAGCUUCUGUACGCCUUCAUGGUUCAGACAAAAGAAGGAAAGAAUCUAAAAUAUAGAAGGUCCUUCCUUCCGGCUUAAUUUUCAAGAAGUUUUUUGGAAUCAAAAUUCGUGAUGGAAUGCUUUUAUUCUUAAUUAUGAGUUUAAAUUCUAAUCUAUCAACUGUAAACAAUAACCUGAACAAUACUGAAGGAGAUCAGUGAGUCUUGUAUACAUAGUGCUGCUGUUGAAAUAUUUACAUAUCUGAAUGCUGAACAGAGACUAGUACAGAUCGGACUAGUACAGAUCCUCUAAAGUAAUAAAGAAUAAUAGCGUUUUCAGUUUUUCACAUCCAACGAGAGGGUGGAAAGAUUCCCCGCUGUCAAAUCACAUUGCAAUGCUGUGCCAAGAUGGCGGCUGUACAUUUUACCACAAUACUAUGCAAACCUUGCGUAAACCAUAAAAUACAAGGAAAGCCAUAUAUAUAUAUAUAUAUAUAUAUNUUUUUUUUUUUUUGCAAUAUUUGUCCUUGAGCUACUCAGAGUGAAUACGGGGUUUGGAGAUGUUAGAACUUUCCUGUACGGUUUUAUGUUUUAAGUUUUCGUGUCACUAAGAAUUACAGGUAAAUGCAUCGCCAUCUUUUCUCCUGCGAAGGAUUGAAGCCACGCGGUUUAGCGGGGCUGACGCGCUCUGCACUCGUGUUUCACGCGGCUUCCCGCUCUACCCGGCUCAGUGAACCUCAUGUUCUUCAGCCUACAUCAGCUCGCCCAUUUCCGUGUCCCUAAUCUAGAGACAUAUACAAAAGCUGAGUAACCAGACGGUUGAAGCCAUCUAUCAUUGACACAAAAAGCGACUCCAGCUGCAUAUCACUGCCAGCUGCAUAUCACUGCCAGCUGCAUAUCACUGCCGUAUAUUUCGCGGUGACGUGUUUUCUAUACUAUGUUCCCAUGUUCUAAGUUUAGCAGUAUUCAUAAAGGAUCUUGAACAAUCUUGAAGACAAAAUAUUCAGAUACCUCCGGAUCAGUUCUUCAAGCUUUUGUUUUGUGCGCGCGUGUAACCCACACGUGCUGUGUGCUGGUGGAGACCAAUUUAUCAAGUGCUGCCUCGGUGUCGGCUUGGUGACUCGGUCAGUGAUGCUCUAAACAUAUCAACACUUGUUAGUACUGGCACACAAUCUCUUCUUCCGACGGACGCCAGGUCGAAAAAGAAGCACAGAAAAUGGAGUGUAUAGCUAUGCUAUGUUAUGUCGUAAUUUAUUACAUAGUAGAAAUCUUAUAGAUUGUCUCGAAUCCCGGGUGAACGUCUUUGAAGAUUUUGGGGAAGAUCAUGGAAUGCCUAAGCCAUUAAUGCAAAUUCGUUGAAAGAUAAUACUAGAACAUUUCAGCCUUUCUGUUUUCCAAGAACCAGCAACAUAGAUUUUGUCAAAAUCUAGCUCAGCCCCAGAAGUUCACAGUGAUGGGCUUUCUAAAAGCUACACGAACACAAUCUGAUCUUGAUAACUCUAGGUCUUGAUGGUAUACAUCAUUUAAUGAACCCCAUGGAGCUCGGCUGUUUUAUACGUCUUGUUAGAGCUGUAGUUCAGUAUUACACGAGCCUACACAACUAAUUUUACCCGUUUUGUUUUCAUCUUCACGAAUAUCAUUUCGCAAAAUAAAAACCUAAUCGCAUUUAUUUAUGUAAUUUAAUUGCACAUUCUUUUAACUUUUAACUCGCUAUUCGUUUCCGAAUUGUAUCAUCAAAUGUAAUGUGCGCCGUCCGCAAAUGAAAAAACAAAUUAAUUUGUCUCUAUAUUGAUAUCUUUUCAAAUGUUUUGCGAAUUAUGAUUUCCCGUCCGGAAAGUGGCAGAAGCAAUGUAGAAACCUUGCAACCGUUUGUUUCCUUCUCAGGAUAAGCAUGGAAGAAGAACCGGAAAUUUGCGGCAUGCGCUUAGGCACGAAAGUGUUGUGGUUAAAACACAAUGAGCCUGGGAGUCCACAUCUCACAAGAAUUCAGCUGAUGUGAGCUCCUACACUUUCUUUCUGUCACUGAAAACUAAACAGCUAAUCGAAUUUCAAUGCGUUGUGGGUUUUUUAGUUGUCGUAACAAGCGAUGACAGAAUAUUCCGACGAGAGCACGGGAGUUCAAAGGGAGUGGAGAUGUCUGCUUCCUGACCGCAACUAUUUACAGUAACUUAACGAGCCAAUUAAGUUACAGUACACCUUACGCAUAAUUAGCCAGUUAUCAAGGCGCGAGACUAGAGUCUCCAAAGUUACUUAGACUGGUGCCAAACAGCCGAGAACUUGACUGUUUUUAACAGAGAGGGUGAGCUUGCUCGCGAGGCAGUCACUGUUGGCGAUAUGUCUUCACGAGUGAAAUAUGGUUCGGCGUUUUCGCCUGUCAUCCCUUCCAAAUCCAUCCUAAAUCAUCCUUUCUCUAUUAAAAACCUGCUAAAUCUUGACGACCAAGGAGGUGCAGACAAGGAAGAUAAUAAAACAACUACUGACUUUCCUACUCCAUGCCAACAUUUGCCAAGAAAAACACGCCCUAUGAAAGAGGACAAGGGUUUGGCAGCAGAUAAACUGAACCUAAAUUGUCUUUGGCCAGCAUGGGUUUACGCUACGAGAUAUUCAAGGCACGGAAUUCCUGCAGCAAACUACACGAACCCAAGGCGGCCUCGAAAACCCAUUAAGAGACAAAAACAACGGCCACUUUUCACGCCAGAACAGCUCCACAAACUUGAGGAAGAAUUCGUUAACGAAAAGUAUAUCUCCAAGUCUCGACGGUGCAAAUUAGCUUUGGAAAUAAGCCUCACGGAGGCUCAAGUACGCACUUGGUUUCAAAAUAGACGUACAAGAUGGCGGAAAGAAGUACACGAGGAAGACGAGGAUCCCAGUUGGACCACACACUCUGGAAUGUCAAAGUAUGAUACCAGUGUUUUAGGUGGCAACUCUAUGAUAAUACGUGGAUACUGUUCAUGAUGAAAUCUUGAGCUAACCCGCGCGGCAUUUUACCCAGUUAUACAAUACGCUACCCAUCAUUGACAACAGUGCGCUCUUCGCUUCUCUAGCAAGACUGACAAGACCACCAUACAGUGAAUGAUAGAAAUGAAGCCAUGUCGGGUAUCUGGAACAGUGUAUUAAAGAAAGUAAUGAUGAUCCAGCAAAUAAGACUGAUUAAUGAGUAAAAAUCAUUGUUUAACGUUGCUAAGUAGAACAGAAUAACUGAAAGUAAAUGAUCAUUUUCCAGCUCAUCAUGUUCAGUUGAGGGUGCUUCGAACACUCAAGUUGCUCUAGAUUCUGCGACUUGUUUAAAAUCUCCUUUCGCCAAAUGAUGAAAAACGUCUCUCGUUUUAUUUUAUGAGGUUUUACAAUCACUUUGUUCAAAACCUUUUCCUCUACUGAAACCAGUUACUGUCUGUGUGUAUGUGCGGAUUUGUUGAAUCAGCAGCAUAUAGAUGACUACAUAACAAGCAUGAAAUGUAGCAGUUUCUGAAUUUGAUCAUGAACAUUAUCAUAUAAUCCAUUCGGGGUAUUUCGCUGAACGUUUCCUGCUUACUUGAUAAACCAAGGAUAUGACAGCAUCUUACAGUAGAGCCGUCAAUUUCCAGGAGGUGAGCUGUAAUGUCUACAAUCAUUUUAGCUUGGCACUGAAUCAUCAGUUUGUUGGCAAAAGAAUUGUACACUGAUGGCUGUCUGGCCUGCUUUACGAGACAUAUUCAGGGCACAGUUACACUGUUAUAAUGAUUCUUGAAUCAGCACAACAUAGUGCUCCAAUAGUGCUCCAACCACAUGUUGCAUGUAGUUCCAGACUAUGUCAAAAGCCUCAGUAAAUCAUUCAGCUAAUUCAUGUUUGUAUAAAUAAAAUUGAUUCAAUGUGCUUGUGUUUUGGUUGAAUCUGAAGUAACUGUUUGUAUAAAUAAAAUUGAUUCACUGUGCUUGUGUUUUGGUUGAAUCUGAAAUUCCUUACAAGCUAGACUUCGGAUAGAAUGAUUAUUUCGGGAAGGCCGUGAUCAUCAAAAGCUAAUUAGUUUAAUUAACUGGGCAGCAUAUUUAAUAUAUUGUGCAGCAUAAAGGAGAUAUUUCAAUUUUUAGGUACCUUUGGAUUACUUCUAUGACACAAAUCAGGUAUUAAAAAACAAGAAAAUCAAAAUGUUGCUUAAGGUUUCUGCUUUGGAAGAACACAGUUUGAAACAUGGCAUGUGUGACUGUACCCUCGACUGCCGACUGUCUUCAUUUUAGGAUUUUUGCUCUCAAGACUUCACUCUCUGUUACUGCGUAAUAUACUGUUGAACAUUUAUAGAGAUGACGUAUGUCGUGGGCCCUUUUUACUCCUGUAACAGAACAUAUAAUAUUCAUUUAGUUUUCUGAAGUUCUGUUUGAUACUCUGCUCAUCGUACGCACGUCUUGUCCGAGGGCACGGGCGAUUGUCAGAAAAUCAGUUUUCUCCCGGGCCGAGUCAGUGCUCAAUUUCACUGGCUAACCUGCUAGUUACCCACUGGAAAGGAGUUAUAUGCUGCAGAAAGAAACUGACCACAGUUGCUGCUCGUGUACUAGUCGCCACUGUACCGCCGGCAAAUAUAGCGCAGAGUAAAGUAAGGGAGAUUAGUCCGGCAAAACUACAAUGAUACAUCGCUGGUAAAGACUGCGGAAGGACUUCAGGUGAGAAUAUAAUCUGAUAACGAGUUUGUGUUUGAGAGAACAAACAUUGAUCAUCUUAGACUAUGUUAGUUGGCGUUUUAAUUAGGUUGCAGUCGUUGCGUUGAUUGCUUUUAAUAGCAAUGUACUUUGAAUCUGAUUGCACUGAAAUUAUGUACGUUCUGACCCGGGGUUCUGAGUUAUUCGUUUGGGUUCUAGAGAUAUACAAAUAUAAUUUUGAUCAAUCUGGUUGUUUUGUCACGAGUGAAAUUACGGCUGAUCCGCCCUCUCGAUCGUUCACCGAAUACAUUAGGGGUACCGAAUGGUCCCAUUCAAUUUCAUUUCAUUCCAUUUAAAAGUCCUCGCAAAAUUUGGUCUUUGCUCGAAUUGCUCGCAAAAACUAGAUGACUGCUAACUUGCUCGUGUUCGCAAAAUUUUUGCGACUGCUCGCAUGCUCGGAUUCUCGUAAAAUAUGCUCGAUUUCUCCAAAUUUCGUGAAUCCUGCUUCAAAGUAUGGUAGCUUUUAGCUUCUUCUCAUGGUGUGUUCACAAAGUUGUGUUACUGGUUGGGUUAGAAAACUUAAGAUCUCCUUGAGCGUCCACCCUCUGACUCGCGUGAAGCUACGUGACGUAAUUUGGCAUCGAACAGCAUCCAGCAAGGCAUAAUGUGGCCACAUUAUGUGUGGUUGAACUGCGAUAAGAUCUCAACAUUUUGCCUAGUUUUGCGCCUAUUGCCCUGUUUUUGAGGUGUCUGCCAGAUUACUUGGCGUAAAACAACGUUUCCAUUUUUAAAACAAAUAGAUUCCGGUUAGCGCAAAAUUCACGAAGUUGUCGCUGCUCGCCAUAUGCAUUUUCUAAAGUGCUCGCUGCUCGCAAGACAAAUUUGACCACUGGUGCUCGCAAGAAUAAACCCACUGCUCGCCUGCUCGCAAAUGCUCGCAAAGACCAUUCGAUACCCCUUACUUUGUAAAUAAAAGCACAAAACAUGACCCCCUGCUACUUUGGCGGGCGUUUAGCAUAGUUAUUACAUCAAAUUCUUCGGAAGUGCUUUUCAGACCGAUUUGGGACUUUGUGAGUUCUAUGAUAUCCGGCGAAAGUAUAAUGUUCCGUAAUCCAGUUGAUCACACCUAGGAAUGUAAAUGCCGCAUGUGACGUCAUCAAGCAAUAGUGCUCAGGUGAAUAAUCUUCAAGUGCGCGAGUCAGAUGUUAGGCAGGCGGCAGUCCUUGACUCAAACUAUUGUACUGCUGUCAGUAUUUGGCAUGGCCGCUACUUUUCCCAGAACUAAUCAAACUUCAAAAGUGUCAAGUCUUUUUGUUUAAAGAAAAUUUCAAAUGUAGAACGAUCGAUCUAUUUUUGGAUUGCUUUUGGACAGAACUAGUACUUCCUGGUAAAGCGAUAUUCGCAAAUUACGUACAAAAAAGCGUUCGUCUAAAGAGAAAAUCAAUCAAAAGUCAAUUGAUUUAUAACUGCUCCUUCCGGUGUACAUCGCCAAAAGGGUAAUGCAUAAUACUGAAAAAUAGGAAGCAGAAAAAUGCAAACGGUACAGGAUGUAUGACUGAAAGAGAUUUUCAACACCGCACUACUGAGUCACAACUCAUGAGUAAAGAUAAACAGUAAAACGUCAAUGUUGUAGAUGUUGUGUAUGUUCCUCGGCGCGGUCGGACGUUGUUUUAUUGUUAUCAAUCAAGAUGCACAUUGAGCUGACCGAUUCGAGUUGGAUCUGUAACCUCAGGGGUAUUUGAUCAACUAAAGCAUAGUUACUACUAACUAUGACUAAAGCGAAACAGAGUUCGUGAGAGUACAGUAUGUUAGUAAACAUGCAGGAAUUUCGAUAACUCUUUUGGGAUCAAUAACAAGCGAAUAUAAAGGUAUCCCCAUCAUUCUUUAGUCAUUCAAAUUCCCGAGAGAGUACUGCCCCUACCAAAAAACUUUGGGCGCGAACCUUUAAACCCUUCCCGUCUGUUUCAAACCAAACUUUAUGAUUUUCCCUUCCCUAUUUUAGACCUGAGCCAAAAAUCGAUACCCCAUCUCAGACCUCUAGAAUUAGUACACCGCUCUCAGCUAACCAGAAACUCGGGCUUCCAUUUGUGUGGACAUUCUGUUGAGAAGGGCUACUCUUGGGCUACAAGUUCCUUGUAAACAAAAACAUACCGUAUUUCAGACCGAGAUUGUCUCAAUCUAUACCCCUUUUUAGACCAGCACAGCUCGAAAACCAAACCCUUUGAGGCCUAAAAUACCUAUAGAUUAUUGGGGAGUAUGCCCCCCUCCCCCCGCCCCCCUUCAAGCGCGGGUUCAAACUCAACACACCUGCAGGUACAC
Molecule: messenger RNA, 7767 nt
Organism: Orbicella faveolata
Lineage: Eukaryota; Metazoa; Cnidaria; Anthozoa; Scleractinia; Merulinidae
Product: homeobox protein engrailed-2-like
Biological process (GO): regulation of DNA-templated transcription
Molecular function (GO): DNA-binding transcription factor activity, RNA polymerase II-specific; DNA binding
Source: RefSeq, a predicted model, not a curated record